UACCAAUCAUUUGGGUUCGUCAACUCAAAUAUUCCACAGCAUUUGACUUCUUGUUCAUCGCAACCCCAGCUCACUUUUAUCCUCGAAUUCCUCGAAACUUGUAAAUCAAAUCAUGUUCAAAUUCCACAUUUUCUUUGCCCUUUUGAUCCCAUCAGCUCUCGCCCUUCAUUCACCAUCUGGGUCCAACGAUUCCCUUCCAUAUCUAUGGCCCUUGCCGUCGGAUUUCACUUCCGGAAAUGCUACUCUCUCCGUCGAUCCUCAGCUUUCUCUCGCCGUCGCCGGCAAUGGCGGCAACUCUGCGAUUGUUAAAGCGGCGUUUGAUCGAUACAGAGGAAUCAUAUUCAAGCACACUUCUGGGGUUUCUAUAUUUGAGCAGAUUUGGGGAAGACGGAGGACAUUUGUUUAUGAUAUUAGCGAAUUGAAGAUUAUUGUUCACUCGGAUUCUGAGGAACUUCAACUUGGCGUGGAUGAGAGCUAUACGUUGUUUGUAUCGAAGAAGGAUGCGCAGUCGAUUAUAGGGGAAGCCACAAUUGAGGCACCUACUGUUUAUGGUGCAUUGAGAGGGUUGGAGACAUUCAGUCAACUCUGUACUUUCAACUAUGAGACAAAGGAUGUACAAAUUUACCAAGCUCCAUGGUACAUCAAAGACAGCCCAAGAUUCUCAUAUCGUGGCCUUCUCAUAGAUACUUCAAGGCACUUUCUUCCAGUAGAUGUAAUAAAGCAUAUCAUUGAAUCUAUGUCUUAUGCUAAACUCAAUGUACUUCAUUGGCACAUGGUAGACGAGGAAUCGUUUCCUCUCGAAGUACCUUCAUAUCCAAAUCUGUGGAAAGGCGCCUACACGAAACAUGAGCGUUAUACCAUCGAGGAUGCUUACGAUAUUGUCACCUUUGCCAAAAUGCGGGGCAUCAAUGUUAUGGCAGAAGUGGAUGUUCCAGGACAUGCUGAAUCUUGGGGUGUCGGAUAUCCAGAUCUCUGGCCUUCUCCUUCAUGUAAAGAACCACUCGACGUUACGAAAAAUUUUACUUUCGAUUUGAUAUCCGGUAUCUUAACAGAUUUGAGAAAAAUUUUCCCAUUUGAGCUCUUCCAUUUGGGUGGCGAUGAAGUAAAUACAGAUUGCUGGGAGACCGUUCCACACGUGAAACAGUGGCUUGUGGAUCAGAACAUGACCACUAAAGAUGCCUAUAAAUACUUCGUGCUAAGAGCUCAAGAACUUGCUAUUUCAAAAAAUUGGACUCCUGUAAAUUGGGAGGAAACUUUUGUUAACUUCCCAGAAGGUCUGAAUCCCAGUACAAUAGUUCAUAAUUGGCUGCGUGGUGGGAUUUGUCCCAAGGCUGUUGCACAUGGUUUUAGAUGCAUCUUUAGUGAUCAAGGUGUUUGGUAUCUCGACCAUUUAGACGUCCCAUGGGAUCGUGCGUACCGUGCUGAUCCCCUUGAAGGAGUAUCAGAUUUUUCUCAGCAAAAGCUUAUCAUUGGAGGAGAAGCUUGCAUGUGGGGUGAGACUGCCGAUGCGUCGAACGUCCAGCAAACGAUAUGGCCUCGAGCUGCUACAGCUGCUGAGAGGUUAUGGAGUAAGAACGAGACGGUCUCGGGAAAUAUCACCGUGUCAGUGCUACCACGCCUGAGUUACUUCAGGUGCCUUCUUAACAGGCGUGGCGUCGAGGCUGCUCCAGUCAAGAACUUCUAUGCUCGACGACCUCCUACUGGUCCAGGAUCAUGUUAUGACCAAUGAAGUUCAUGUUAUGAUCUGUUUUUAACUUUGUGCAUUCUACCUAUCUACUUUCCUGGAAUAAAAUUUCAUCCAUACUGAUCUGUUUGAUUUGUUUCUUAAAAGACUUGAGCUUGUUCCUGUGGUGCUCCUUGUUCACUGUCAGAACAAUGUCAAUAUACUUGGUCAGUACUCUCCACUCCA
Cucurbita moschata (crookneck pumpkin) is the source of this 1909-nucleotide messenger RNA. RefSeq names its product beta-hexosaminidase 1. NCBI's taxonomy places the organism in Eukaryota, Viridiplantae, Streptophyta, Magnoliopsida, Cucurbitales, Cucurbitaceae. The record is from RefSeq and is a predicted model, not a curated record. Gene Ontology annotation, molecular function: beta-N-acetylhexosaminidase activity. Gene Ontology annotation, biological process: glycosaminoglycan metabolic process; carbohydrate metabolic process. The coding region runs from base 113 to 1729 and encodes 538 amino acids. The transcript is spliced from 15 exons. Gene Ontology annotation, cellular component: membrane.